This is a messenger RNA of Medioppia subpectinata, 2034 nucleotides long. Lineage: Eukaryota; Metazoa; Arthropoda; Arachnida; Sarcoptiformes; Oppiidae. The record is from the annotation of a GenBank genome assembly.
CUAACGAUCCGCAGGAAGUCCUCAUUUCCAGGAGAAUCGGUGGCCAUUAAGAUCAUAGACAAAGCAAAGCUAAACAAAGAAGGUCUGCAACAAUUGGGAAUUGAGAUCCGAUUAUGGUCUCGACUCUCGGAACACGAGCACCAAAAUGUGGUCAAAUUGUAUCAAGUGAUCGAUACGCGCACCAAACUAUACCUCGUUAUGGAAUAUUGCGGUCAAGACGUGUGCGAUCUCUACGAUCACAUCCAGAGACGAAAUCACGGAAACGGUUUAAAAGAGAGCGAAGCGAAGCAUAUUUUUCGUCAGAUUUGUUGUGCGAUCUCUUACUGUCAUUCCCUUCAGAUCGUUCACAGAGACCUGAAGCCAGAAAACAUACUAAUCAUAGCCCAGCCAUUAGAACAACUCAAUCCAAGAAUCAAAUACCCUUUGGUUAAACUCAUAGACUUUGGAUUUUCCAACCAAUGGGCCGAAGGAGAGAUGAUGAGGACUUCCUGCGGAUCGUUAGCCUAUUCCGCACCAGAAAUACUCUUAGGCGACCACUACAACGGCCCUAAAGUAGACAUUUGGGGUUUGGGUUGCAUUUUGUAUAUACUAUUGUAUGGAAACAACCCAUUCAUGCAAAUCAACGACAGCGAGACUUUGUGCAGGAUACUGGACUGCACUUUCUCGACGCCUCCGCGGCCAUCAAUAACUGAAUCUGCAAUAGAACUCAUCAAAGCUCUGCUCAAACGGGAACCCAAUAAUCGACUCAAAAUUGAAGAAAUAAUCACUCAUUUGUGGCUUCAAGAGUGCGAAGAUCUUAGUUUCGAAGACAUCACGUGUUCGUCGAAACUGCCAUCCGUUCCGAAGAAUGUGAAGCAUUCGGUUCACAAUCGAGUGAUCGACCAAAUGGUGACCAAAGGUGUGGGCGAUUCCAAAGAGCACAUCGAAAAAGUGUUGGAAAGUGUGCUCUCGGAUGAGCCGCACAACAACGCCGGCGCCAAGUCUUCGUCGCCGACCCCUACUGUGACCCCAAUUAACGGCGACUCAGCAGUGAAUGGAGAGCGGACUCAAAGCGGUGUUAAUCACGAGCACUAUAUUAAGGCCACGUAUCAGUUGUUGAAAGACAAGUCGAUGCGUGAGUUUCACGGUUUGCAUCAAAGCAACAGUUCAGUGAAUCCCAACAUUUCGGGACAUUUGCCAAAACGAUUACUUCCACUCAAACCCAGAAAACAUUUGAUUCAACAGAUCUCCAGAAAUACGCAACCAUUUCAAGAGGAAGAACAAGAAGAGGACAAUCCGAUAAUGUUUACGGCACCGGCACAGCUCGAGUUGCCCAACGAUGACGGCACUGGUCUUGUUCUCCCACUUCAGCGCAAGUGUUCAAUAGUGAGCGAAGAGGGCAGUUGUGCGGCAGAGGGCGGCUCUGAACUGUCCAGUCUUGAAGGACCAAUCGGUGAGCGUUGGAUUUACGACGAACUCCGACCCAUUCAUCCGAUCGUCAAUAUAGUGGUCACCGACUAUUCAGAAUCUGAAGACACACUCCCAGAAGCGGACGAAACGCUUCAUUCCAAUGACUAUGAUAUGAGUGAAUCCGAUUUGGGACCAACCGAUGAGCCAUCCCUUAACCCGAACCCCAACACAACAGUUAUGGUGACGACCGGACCGACACUGCAUUCGGCGUCCAGUUCUCCAGAACUGCUUCGUAACGCAGAGAUGGAAGAGAUGUCUGAAAGUGAUUACGAGAACUGUAUGUCUCAGUCGAGUCGUGUCAGACCGACGGCAAUGAUCUUAUCUAAUGAGACAAAACAUGACAAACAAAGCGAUCAUUUGAUCAGUCAUUUCGGAACAAACGUUAGUACAAACAACACAUCCAUUAAUAACUCGAGCUCUCCUUCGAUGAGAAUUAUAGUUCAGUCCAAAUCUUGUAAUAAUAUUCUGUUCAAUGAAAACGAGUCGUCAAACUCUGUCACCAAUAAGAGCGACAUUAAGAGCUCAGACAGUGUUUGCAUGAAAAGGCAUAAAACAGACCGAACCGACUGUUGUAUUAUCUGUUAA